CCUGAUAAGGAGGUUCGUAAAUACAUAGAACGGGAAGCUGAGAUACAGGGGAUUCAACUCUGAUAUAGGACGGAGCCAUGAGUUUUAGAUCCUACCAUUGAUCGCGUUACUAGCAACAUACCUAGGUUAGGUUCUUCAUAGACCAAGUUAUGUACUCAUAGUAUUUAUUUGUAUUUCUACUACACAUGUAUUGCCUAUACCAAAAUCAUAGGUACGUAGUACGUAGUACGUUGUAGAGUAAGGCAAUAAUUAAAGCCAAAUGGCUUGUCUCUACUUUAUCGUUCUCUCAACGAGGUCUCUAUACAUGGUUUUCACGUCAUCCACGUCCGCCCGCAGCUCCUCCACCAGUUCGCUUUUCUCCCCAAGCAUCUCCAAUGUGGUUUGGUAUCUUUCGUUGAUAGACGCCACCUCCAACUCCAGUUCCUCUACCUUUUUCCUGGCCCCCUUUUCGGCCUCGGCCUCUUUCAUUAAUGCAACGAUCUCCCCGCGGGCCUCGUCCCGCUGGCUUGAGAUUCUAGCGAGUUCCUCUUUGGCCGACACUUUCUCGCUCUCCAAUCGGCGAAUCACAGCGCUCAUUCUCUCAACCAGUUGCACUGAUGGCCCAGCUGUCAUUGUUGACACCGACAUCAUAUCUUGCAAAAUAUUAUGUGGAGAAGCGGGAGUCUCCAGGUUCUCAAACACGUCAUCUCUAUCGGCUGGAUGUGUUGUAGGUGAUGCUAGCAUAUCCAAGCCACCGGACAAGGAUGGUGGCGUCCCUGCCUGUGCUGACGCCCCAGGAAACAGGGGAGACCGGAUAGGAGGCUGUGCUGACGGCCGUCUACCCGACGACGGUCGUUCGGCCGGACUCGGGUCGCCAUUGCUAGAAGGCGCAGAAGUCUUUCGAAGCCUUGUCGGGUAGCUUUGCAAUCCAAGGAAAUCUCCACUGAACGUUCUUUGUGGCGCUGACAAUAGGGGAGACUCGGGGCGGCUCGUGAUCCGGAAGGCAUUGGUUGGGACUUCUUCCAACCAGCUUCGUCGUUCUUGCUCUGCUCGCUCGCUUUUUUCUUCUUUCCAAGAUGCCCGCUGUCGCUC
Molecule: messenger RNA, 1071 nt
Organism: Hypoxylon fragiforme
Lineage: Eukaryota; Fungi; Ascomycota; Sordariomycetes; Xylariales; Hypoxylaceae
Exons: 1
Coding region: 260-898 (212 amino acids)
Source: RefSeq, a predicted model, not a curated record